GUCCGCGCGAGCGACCCGAGGCAGCGCACGAGACCAAACCGGCCACACACCUGUCCGUUGACGCUUGGUUCUUAAUGUUGACGUUAAAAAGAUGGAUGCGUACGGAGUAAAAGAAAGAGGAUUGGGCUGAGAGCAAAACACACACUCACCUGCUUAGUGCUGGAAGGUUCCGAGGAGGACGAGGAAGAAAGUGAAAGUAAAAAGCGUACUCGCCCCAGUGGGGGAGGAAACUGCUGCGUUUACCAAGAAACCAAACAGAAAGUAACUGGGAGGCAGCGGCAGAAGCAGUCCCGGACAGCAGACAUGUCAGACGCGUACUCUUACCCGCUGCUCGUCGAGCUGGAAGAAAACAACUUCACCAAAAUCCAAAUGAAGCUGCUGAAGUACUUCAACAGCAAGAAGUCCGGCGGCGGAGACUGCGAGGUGGACUACCAGAGUGGCAGCAGGACGGCGGUGCUGCGAUUCCGCACAGAGCAGGACCAGAAAAAUGUGCUGGGGAAAGAGUUACACCAGAUCCAGUUGGGUACAGCUGUUCUGAAGAUGACAGUUCGGUUCCCUCCAGAUGAGAAGACAGCAGCAGCACCAGCACCACUGAAACAGGAAGUUCCAUCGGAUAACGUCACCAAGACAUCUGAAGUUCAGGCGGAGGCCAAAGGCAGAGACGAUGUAGCAGCAGAGGAAACCUCCACCUCGGCUGUUUUAGGGAAAGUUCCUGAGGACAUGAGCCUGGAGGUUUUGGAGAUGCUGGUGGAGAACAUUAUAAAGGGAAUGAAAUCCCCAUCUGCCUCGUUCACGUUGGAAAUCAUUCAUGGCAUCUCCUCUGUUGUGGUUACUUUCAAGACUGGAAAAGAAAGCACCGACUUUGUGGCAAGAUGCCCUCAAAACAAGAUGUUCACAAAUAAGGGAUUUUCAGUCCGGCCGCUUGAACUCACUAGGCAAGUUGCAAUCGAAGACAUCCAAAAGUUCGAGAAAGAUUACCUCUACCUGUAUUUCGAGAAAGCAGGUGGGGAUGUGGAAAGUGUUCUGCUUAAUGAAGGGGAACAGUUUGUCAUCACCUUCAAAGACAGUCAAGCUGUUCAGAAAGUCGUGAAGAAGAAGCAUCACAUCCAACAGGAAGAGUUCAGAGUUUAUCCUUUCUAUUCAUCUUUGGGAGCAGUUCUCUAUGGCAAAGACAGGCCCUGCUUAAAACUCCCCGCUGCCAUCUCUGAACCUACUGACGAUGCUGUGUGGAGAUACCUAAAUGACCAUAAAUCAGCAUUAGAGACCAUUCACAGUGACUUAGCUAAACACUUCUGUAGUGUAAAACACGAAGGAUCUGUUGUGAUCUUGAGACCCGUACCUUCAAUUCUUGGCCAGAAAGAUGCAAAAGCCAUCAUUAAAAAGUGGAAGAGUACCGUGGGGUCAGCCUUUGCACAAGCUAUGUCCAAAUUCAAAUCCCUGAAGUUUCAGCCAGAUUCAGAUGUAUUGGAAGAGUGUCUGCAGAAUAUUGGACAAAUUUUACAGAACAAGGAUGUGACUUUAGCGCAUGAUAAAGCCAGCGGCGCCUUGUCAGUGGUUGGCUUUGUGGAUGAUGUCAAUAAACUAGAGCAAAGUCUUCGUAAAACCAUCAACAAAAUUGAGGGAAGGGUGCAGAGGGAGAAAGCGACGAAGACCGACGUCAUCAAAGUGUCACGAUCAAUAUUCCACCUCCUGCGUCAAGAUGGUCUUCUGGACAAAUUGCUACAUUUGUACCCAGAUCUCAAACUGGCAUUCCCAGAAGACAGUCCAGAUUUGAAUGUAACUGGUUUAAGAGAUGAGAUUUUUGAAGCAGACAAAGUGAUCCGUGAAGCAAAAUAUUCAUUGAAGCGAAUUAAUUUAGAAAUGGAUAAAUCUGUGCUUGACUUGCUGAGGUUGGAAGAGCAAGAUGAGCUUACAAAGGUCCUGCUGACAUCUGACGGAAUAAAUGCAGCAUUUGAGAUCAGUGAAAAGAGAGUGGAGCUCCUUGCUUUUUCUGACAGAGAUCUGACCAAUGCUGAAGAUCAUCUGAAAAAGCUUAUGAUGUCUCAGAACAUCAGUGUAGAAGAUAGCAGUGUCCUGGAGACUCCGGCGUGGCAGGAUCUGGUCAGACAAUUACAAGAUGCCAACAGCAAGUCAUGCAGGAGACUCCAGGUCCUCUGCACUGGUGAACACGUUGUUGUGAGUGGCCACAAGAGUGAUGUCACGAGAGUCAGCAAUGAGCUUGAGUACUUCUUAACGCAGAAUGCCAAAGUUGAAGAAAGUGUGGAUGUCAAGCCCAAUACCAUCAUUGAGUACAUUAAAAAAUGCAAAACAUCUUCUUUGGACCAAGUCAAAGGAAAAGUGACGGUGUCUUUCAGAAACGAGGCCAUCUGUCUCAAUGGUUCCAGAGUUGAUGUCAAACAUUGCAAGACCUUAGUUGAAAACUUGGUCCAGUCUUUGAGCUUUGAACGUGUAAACAUCACCAAACCUGGGGUGAAGAAGUUCUUCCAGGAUAAAGAAACUAUGUACGUGGCCUCACUGUUAACCGACACUGGCUGCUUGGUCCAACUAGUUGAUGAGACAGGUGGUGGGCAGGCUGGUUUGGCCCAAAUCCCGGGUCCAAAACCGGUAAAUAAGUUUCAGACAUCGGAUGGUGUUAAAAUAGCUGUUUGCAAGGCAGAUCUGUGCAGUUACCCAGUGGACGCAGUUGUCAAUUCUUCUAAUGGGCAGCUGCAACACAACGGGGGCCUUGGCGCAGCACUGUUGAAUUCUGCUGGACCUCAGUUGCAGGUUGAAUGCGACAAAAUAAUUAACCAAAGAGGGCUGCUCAAGCCUGGAGACUGCGUCAUUACUGAUGCUGGAGGACGGCUUCGUUGCAAAAAAAUUAUCCAUGCAAUUGGACCAGUCUUUGAUCCAUCUGCACCCAAGAAGUCUCAGGCGCAGUUGAAAAGAGCUGUCAAAGGAAGCCUGGAUCUUGCUGAAAGGCAUGGCUGCAUCACUGUGGCACUGCCCACCAUCAGCAGAACCCAGGGCUUUGGUCUUGAUUUGUGUGCGCUGACCAUCAUCAAGGCUGUGAAGGAACACUGUGAUGAGAAGUAUGAUGAAAACACCCUGAAGGAGAUCCAUUUGGUGAACAGUGAUGACGCUGCUGUUCAGGCUAUGGAGAGAGCUGUCAAAAGCGAAUUUGGAAAUAGUGUAGUAACUCUUCCAGUUGCUUCUCCACGUCUGACACAUGCUAGAUCUACCCAAUCUGACCCAAACUGCUUGGGUCAAGUGACAACCAUAGAGGGCUUGAAUAUCACUCUCACUAAAGGAAACAUCGAGAAUGCCACGACUGAGGUGAUUGUGAACACAACGUCUGAAGAUCUUGAACUGAAAAAAGGUGCAGUUUCAAAUGCAAUACUUCUCGCGGCCGGACCCAAACUUCAGCAGUUGAUAAAUGCCCAGGAUGCCAGAGGAAGUUUUGGUGAGGUCAUUGUGACCGACGGCUGCCGAUUGAAGACUAAGAAAGUCUUUCAUGCAAUUGCACCUCAAUGGGACAAGGGACAAGGCGGAACUGAAACGAUCUUGACCGCCAUUUUCAAGGAUUGCUUGGAUAAGGCAGAGGACACUAGCCUGACCUCCAUUGCUUUACCUGCUGUCGGCACUGGAAACCUUGGCUUCCCAAGAGACCUUGUUGCCUCUUCGAUGUUGAGUGAAAUCUCAGCAUUUAGCAUGAAAAAACCUAAGCACCUGAAAGAGGUUGUCAUUGUCCUUUAUCCAGGCGAUGCAAAGACUAUCCAGGCCUUUAGGGAUAGAUUUGACAAGGAGUUCCCCAGUGCCUCAGGUGGUCCAGCACCCACAGGUUCCCCACAAAACACCGGGCAACAAGGUCCCUUCUCAAACGUUAACUCGAGCACAGGAAUGCAUGAGACCAAAAUGGGCGGCGUCACCAUUCAGGUGGUCACAGGAGACAUAACCAAGGAGACCAGUGAGGUCAUUGUCAACUCCUCCAAUGACAGCUUCUCUCUCAAGUCAGGAGUAUCCAAGGCUAUUCUAGAAGCAGCUGGUCCGGCUGUUGAAGGAGAGUGCCAACGUCUUGGUGCCCUGCCCAACCCGGGCAUGAUAAUGACCGAUCCGGGUAACCUAAGUUGUAAGAAAAUCCUCCACGUGAUCGGACAGAGCGACCCAGGAAAAAUCAGAGCGGUUGUUACAAAUGCACUUGACAUGUGUGUGAAAAACACCUACGCCUCUGUCUCAUUACCUGCCAUUGGCACAGGUCAAGGUAAUGUGCAGGCUAGACAGGUGGCAGAUGCCUUCUUUGACGCAGUGAUCGAUGUGUUGAGCAAAAACACUCGUGGCUCCCUGAAGACUAUUCGGAUUGUUAUUUUCCAAGCAAAGAUGCUGAACGAGUUCCAGAGCAGUAUGCAACACAGAGCACAAAGCGCUGCCAGUAAACCCAGUGAUAAGGAUGGUGGGUUGUGGAAAAGACUCACAUCAUUCUUUGUGGGUGGAACUGCUGCCAAGCCCCAUAAAGAAAGAGAAGAAAACUUUGUCAUCAAGCCAGUGGCCUGCGACCCGGCUUGCUUCCACAUCUGCGGAGACACACAGGCCAAUGUGGCCUCGGCCAAGCAGUGGCUCAAUGUUCAGAUAACCAAAGAUCAAAGCACAACCGCCAUUAAAGACACCGCCAUUCUCAGCUUCUCCGACGUGGACCACCAGCAGAUUAUUAAGAUCCAGAAGGCCUUGGGCGUGAGCAUCAUGAUCGAAGGCAAGAAGGAUCAAGUCGAAUUAACCAUUGAGGGAUUCAGCAAUGGCGUACUAAAAGCCACCGAAGAGAUUUAUAUAAUGAUCAAAAAGGUGAAGGAAGAUGAUGACCUGAAGAGGUACGUGGACAUAAUAAGCAAACUUGCAGACUGGCAGUAUCAACAGCAAGGGCUCCAGUAUCAAAGCUUUGAUCCAAAAACAAACGUCCAACUCGAGCAAGCAAUGCAAAACCAGCUGACAGAUGUAAAAGUCAACGUCCAAGGUCAAGACUACACAGUCACUUUGCCAAACGGACCGGCCACCAACAAAAAGGGAGACACAUUGCAGAUAAAGAGAAUUGACAAACUGAAAGAUGCAGUACCUGCGCUCUGGGAUGCUAUGCCCCCCAACACUACGUGUGUGGCUGUCCCCAUCCAGGCUGGAACACCAGAGUACACUGAAGUCCUGAAUCUGUUCCAGGCCUCGUGCAAACAAACUGUCAUCAAGAUUGAGAGGAUACAGAACCCAAUGUUUUGGAAGAGCAUACAGAUCAAGAAGCGUGACAUUGAGCAGCGGAACGGUCAUCCAAACAACGAGAGGCGUCUGUUCCACGGCACCACUGAGACCACAGUGGACAUUAUUAAUCAAAAUGGCUUCAACAGGGUUUACGCAGGAAAGAACGCUGCUGCUUAUGGCAAUGGCACGUACUUUGCUGUCAAUGCCAACUACUCUGCCCAGGACACAUACUCCAAGCCGAAUCCGAAAGGGGAGAAGUGCAUGUACCUCUGCCAAGUGCUGACCGGGGAUUACGCGCUUGGACAACAAAACAUGAUCGAACCACCAGUCAAGAUCAACAAGGCCCCUCAGCGGUACGACAGCGUCGUGGACCGCAUGGCUAAUCCCAGCAUGUUCAUCAUCUUCCAUGACGUCCAGGCUUAUCCUGAGUAUUUGAUCACAUUCAAGUAACGCCACAAUGUUCUGACAUAACAAAGACCGAAUGCCUCCAUAUUUCAUACUGCGUUAAAAUCACUUAAAAAGUAUGAUCAGUUAAUCAGCUGAAUAAUCAAAUUUGUUUUCCCAUCUAAUUGAGGUAUUUGGUUAAAGAAGGUUUUUAGUAAUCAAGUAUUAAUCACAAGAGUCACAUAGUGCCUGGAAAAUGAACCAUAUAUUAAUCACAUAACAAUGUAAAGAAAGGCAAACGAUUGUUCACAGAUUUUAGUUUUUGCCUGUAUGUUAUUCUUUGUAUAAUCAAACUGAUAAUUGAGUGUUGAGAAUGAUGGACCUGCUCUCCUGAAGAAAAUCAUGGGAUACAAACUGGUUUUGGAAUUCAGAUUAGCGUUUACUUUUGGUUUUGACGAUUAUGGAAGUUAACUGCUGUUCCAAUAAACGCGUUGUGCAAUUAGAAGUUCAUAAGAGCA
This is a messenger RNA of Pleuronectes platessa (European plaice), 6119 nucleotides long. It is a transcript of the gene parp14rs1, whose product is annotated as poly(ADP-ribose) polymerase family member 14-related sequence 1. The coding region runs from base 304 to 5667 and encodes 1787 amino acids. The record is from RefSeq and is a predicted model, not a curated record. NCBI's taxonomy places the organism in Eukaryota, Metazoa, Chordata, Actinopteri, Pleuronectiformes, Pleuronectidae. The transcript has 17 exons. Gene Ontology annotation, molecular function: transcription corepressor activity; NAD+ poly-ADP-ribosyltransferase activity. Gene Ontology annotation, biological process: negative regulation of gene expression. Gene Ontology annotation, cellular component: nucleus; cytoplasm.